This is a messenger RNA of Coregonus sp. 'balchen', 15349 nucleotides long. The record is from the annotation of a GenBank genome assembly. Lineage: Eukaryota; Metazoa; Chordata; Actinopteri; Salmoniformes; Salmonidae.
AUGAGGGACAACGUUCAUGGAAGAACAUGUCAUCGCUCUUUCAGCUACUCGUAUUUUGAUGAUGAAGAGGAGGAGUUGGAGGAUGAAGAACAGUUGAAGGCACCUGCAGAGGAGGAGUGUUCCCACAAGAGUAAAGGUAAGAUAGAAUCCAAGUACAGGAGGGCACAUAGCACCAACCAUAGCUUGGUUGUUCGUUUUCACUGUCAAAGGUAGAGCUGUAAGAAAUGUAUGUUUUUUAAAAGUCUAUUGUAUCAUUAAAGUUUCAAAGAACAAUGAAACCACUGAAUUAACUACAUGGUUUGGAAAUUACUAACUAACUUUCACCAAACCAAUGGAAAAUGUAGUUAAACUAGUCAUGAAGCUACAAGUAUUGUAAUUGCUUCCGAAACUGCUCACCAUAUUGGCUGAAAUCCAAACUUCUUCCCACACAGAUGUGUCACGUGUUUCUCCACUACCCAGAACCACCCAGGUGGUAUUUGAGAUCCAGUCGGGAAGGGCUGUGCCUCGCCUCAGGGAGCCCCGUCACCUGUACGGUGUGUCUGGACAUGUGUCCCAAACCCUGCCACGCUGGCCCCACGAGUGGGAGGUCAUCCCGGGGGAAAUACAGCAUAUUGGUGAGAAUACUACAGACUAAAGAGAAAUUGGAGGUCUCAAGAGAUGUAUAAUCGUUUAGAGGAAAGCUAGACUUUAGACCAGAGUCAAAUAAGAGUCAAUGUCACAUUACAAAAGCACUUCAUGUACUGAAAAGAGAUUCAGGAAAAGCUCUCAAUCUUAGAUCCAAAGAGCACCUUUUUAUUUAAAUUUUUCACAAAGCAAAGCAGCACUCCCUCUUUUGUCUUCUCUUGUCUCUGUUGUCAGAGUGGGCUCCUCCCUUCCCAGAGCCGCUGUGUGCUCAGAUGAACACCAACGAGUGGCUGAGACCAGAGUCUGAAGAGGAAGGCACUGUCGUGUAUGACACACAGAGAGGUAACUCCAAUCAAGUGUCAGAUCUGUCAAUCACUGAGCUCUACCACAGACCUGCCUGGGUUAAAAUAGUAGGCUGUUUGUUUUGUUUGGAGCGCCAGAUGGGAGGACUACUCCAUUGAUUCCACUGCGCCAGUCAAGCUCAAUCAAGCGCACCUGGAAAGAAACAAAUGCUAUUUGCACCCAGGUCUGCUCAUCCCCAGGACACAUACAGUGCGUCAUGUCUCUUUGUUUUAAAUGUCCAUGUCUAUGCAGAUAAGGAUAACUACUUCCUGGGUUCUCGUGUGGGGGGCCGUCGCUCCUCCCUGACCGCUGCUGCUGUGUCUCUCUCUGGACCUGAUGACAUCACUCUGCUGUUUGAGGGACGCUUCGAGAGUGGCAACCUGCUGAAAGCAACAAGGGUGUGAGUACAGAGCAUCCAUAUGAAUUGUCAACCCUCUCACACUGUCAUUCAAAGUUCUGAGUGAAUGAAUGUUCACUCACCACCACUUAUAUUCUGUGUUGUGUGAUUCGAUUUCAAUCCUCUCAUGUUGUCACGCAUCCUAGUUCUGAGUGAAUGAAUGUCCACAGUCAUUUACAUUCUGUAUAAUGUUAUUUCAUUUCAUUCCAGUGGUGAAUUUGAUUACGAGCUCUCCCUGCGGACGGACCUGUACACGGAGAAGCACACUCAGUGGUUCUACUUCCGGGUGAGGAACACGAGGGCAGGGGUGCUUUACCGCUUCACCAUCACCAACCUGCUGAAGGUAGGUUGUUAUCACCAUUUUGUCUUUCUUUUCUCUCUUUCUGUAGUAAAAUGUUUUACAACAUGUUCAUGUGACAUACAGUAGCUUGACACUUAAUAAAUAAUAAAAAUGAAUAAAUGUUGAUUUGAUUUGAAGGUGACCAGUCUGUAUGAAGAGGGCCAGCUGCCUCUGCUCUACUCUGAGGAGGAGGCCCGUGUCCAGGGGGUGGGCUGGCAUCGCGUGGGCCAACAGGUCUCCUACCAACGUAACGGACGCCAACACGCCAACCAGCCCUGCUACUCCCUCUCCUGGACCUUCUGCUUCCCUUAUGACCAGGUAAAGGGCAAGAACCACAGUGCUCAACUCUUAUCCUCUUGUCUUGUGUAAAUCAAUGAAACGGUGCUUGGAGCCAACAAUCAAUUACAUCAUAAAUAGAAAAAAGGGCCAGCACUGACUUAAAUCCUUUGUCUACAUUCUGAUUGUGCCCACAGUUUCAGAAAUAUGUCUACACAUGGUAUUCAUAUUGUCGCAACCCCUAUUACUAGCCUGUUCAACCUCUCUUUCGUAUCGUCUGAGAUCCCCAGAGAUUGGAAAGCUGCCGCGGUCAUCCCCCUCUUACAUUUACAUUUUACAUUUUAGUCAUUUAGCAGACGCUCUUAUCCAGAGCGACUUACAGUUAGUGAGUGCAUACAUUUUCAUACAUUUCAUACAUUUCAUACGCUAUGCAAUCUGGUUUCCGAGCUGGUCAUGGGUGCACCUCAGCCACGCUCAAGUUCCUAAACGAUAUAAUAACCGCGAUUGAUAAAAGACAGUACUGUGCAGCCGUCUUCAUCGACCUGGCCAAGGCUUUUGACUCUGUUAAUCACCGCAUUCUUAUUGGCAGACUAAAUAUCCUUUGUUUCUCAAAUGACUGCCUCGCCUGGUUCACCAACUACUUCUCAGAUAGAGUUAAAUGUGUCAAAUCAGAGGGCCUGUUGUCUGGACCUCUGGCAGUCUCUAUGGAGGUGCCACAGGGUUCAAUUCUCGGGCCGACUCUAUUCUCUGUGUAUAUCAAUGAUGUCGCUCUUGCUGCUGGUGACUCUCAGAUCCACCUCUACGCAGACGACACCAUUUUGUAUACAUCUGGCCCUUCAUUGGACACUGUGUUAACAAACCUCCAAACGAGCUUCAAUGCCACACAACACUCCUUUCGUGGCCUCCAACUGCUCUUAAACGCUAGUAAAACUAAAUGCAUGCUCUUCAAUCGAACGCUGCUUGCACCCGCCCGCCCGACUAGAAUCACUACUAUCGGCGGGUCUGACCUAGAAUAUGUGGACAACUACAAAUACCUAGGUGUCUGGUUAGACCGUAAACUCUCCUUCCAGACUCACAUUAAGCAUCUCCAAUCCAAAGUUGAAUCUAGAAUCAGCUUCCUAUUUCGCAACAAAGCCUCCUUCACUCAUGCUGCUAAACAUGCCCUCGUAAAACUGACUAUCCUACCGAUCCAUUUACAAAAUAGCUUCCAACACUCUACUCAGCAAAUUGGAUGUAGUCUAUCACAGUGCCAUCUGUUUUGUCACCAAAGCCCCAUAUACUACCCACCAUUGUGACCUGUACGCUCUCGUUGGCUGGCCCUCACUACAUAUUCGUCGCCAAACCCACUGGCUCCAGGUCAUCUAUAAAUCACUUCUAGGUAAAUCCCCGCCUUAUCUUAGAAUAUUGGUCACCAUAGCAACACCCACCCAUAGUAUGCGUUCCAGCAGGUAUAUCUCACUGGUCAUCCCCAAAGCCAACACCUCCUUUGGCCGCCAUUCCUUACAGUUCUCUGCUGCAAAUGACUGGAACGAACUGCAAAAAUCUCUGAAGCUGGAGACACUUAUCUCCCUCACUAACUUUAAGCAUCAGUUGUCAGAGCAGCUUACCGAUCACUGCACCUGUACACAGCCCAUCUGUAAUUAGCCCAACCAACUACCUCAUCCCCAUAUUGUUAUUUACAUUGUUAUUUAUUUUGCUCAUUUGCACCCCAGUAUCUCUAUUUGCACAUCAUCUUCUGCACAUCUAUCACUCUAGUGUUAAUACUAAAUUGUAAUUAUUUUGCACUAUGGCCUAUUUAUUGCCUUACCUCCAUAACUUACUACAUUUGCACACACUGUAUAUAGAUUUUAUAUUGUGUUAUUGACUGUACGUUUAGUUUAUUCCAUACAGUGGGGAAAAAAAGUAUUUAGUCAGCCAACAAUUGUGCAAGUUCUCCCACUUAAAAAGAUGAGAGAGGCCUGUAAUUUUCAUCAUAGGUACACGUCAACAAUGACAGACAAAUUGAGAAAAAAAAUCCAGAAAAUCACAUUGUAGGAUUUUUAAUGAAUUUAUUUGCAAAUUAUGGUGGAAAAUAAGUAUUUGGUCACCUACAAACAAGCAAGAUUUCUGGCUCUCACAGACCUGUUACUUCUUCUUUAAGAGGCUCCUCUGUCCUCCACUCGUUACCUGUAUUAAUGGCACCUGUUUGAACUUGUUAUCAGUAUAAAAGACACCUGUCCACAACCUCAAACAGUCACACUCCAAACUCCACUAUGGCCAAGACCAAAGAGCUGUCAAAGGACACCAGAAACAAAAUUGUAGACCUGCACCAGGCUGGGAAGACUGAAUCUGCAAUAGGUAAGCAGCUUGGUUUGAAGAAAUCAACUGUGGGAGCAAUUAUUAGGAAAUGGAAGACAUACAAGACCACUGAUAAUCUCCCUCGAUCUGGGGCUCCAUGCAAGAUCUCACCCCGUGGGGUCAAAAUGAUCACAAGAACGGUGAGCAAAAAUCCCAGAACCACACGGGGGGACCUAGUGAAUGACCUGCAGAGAGCUGGGACCAAAGUAACAAAGCCUACCAUCAGUAACACACUACGCCGCCAGGGACUCAAAUCCUGCAGUGCAGACGUGUCCCCCUGCUUAAGCCAGUACAUGUCCAGGCCCGUCUGAAGAUUGCUAGAGUGCAUUUGGAUGAUUCAGAAGAGGAUUGGGAGAAUGUCAUAUGGUCAGAUGAAACAUAAAAAAAUUAAAUUAAAUUAAAAUUAAAAUGUCUCAUAUCUGUCCAUUGUGACUAGAUUUCCUGGACCAUCCCUGUAUGCAAAUUAUUUGACAACUAUUAUUUCAAAAUAAUAUGGAUGUAUUUAUUUACAUUUUACAUAUUGAUGCCAUAAAUCAAUGGUACCACCUGUCAAUGAUUUUAGAAGGCGGGAUAAAGAGGAUUUAAAUGGUUUCUCUGUCCAGAUCUGUCUACACUGGUAAGAUAUCCAGACAAAAUGCGUGCCUGACUAUCUCUGGAGGUGGUCAGGAAGAUCUGAUCACAAUCAGAUCACAAUGCAUAUUUUAAUCCUACACCUGUCUAAAAAUGUGGGCACAAUCAGAAUGUGGAGAAGAUCAGGACAAAGGAUGCAUGUUAGAACCAGGUAUAAACAUGUUACAAUAUAUCAUUAUCAAUAUACAGGAUAUUAUUAUACUUUUCUUCAAAUACACAAUAUAAUGCAAUCUAUUUACAAUACAGUGAAGUUGUUAUUAAUGUCGCCCUUACGACCAGGAUACCUGUUACCUGGCCCACUGCUACCCUUACACCUACUCCAACCUGUGGGCCCACCUGUCCGAGAUCGAGCGGGACCCCCGCCGCUCGCGGUUCUGUAAGGUGCGGACCCUGUGCCGGUCGCUUGCGGGUAACCUGGUUCCGGUGCUGACGGUGACCAACCCAUCCCACCGAGAGGACAGGAGUCACAAGCCUGCUGUGGUGCUGACCGCCCGGAUACACCCCGGGGAGACCAACAGGUAGAGACCAACAGGUAGAGACCAACACGUAGAGACCAACAGGUAGAGACCAACAGAUAGAGACCAACGGGUAGAGACCAACACGUAGAGACCAACAGGUAGAGACCAACAGAUAGAGACCAACAGGUAGAGAGACCAACAGGUAGAGAGACCAACAGGUAGAGACCAACAGGUAGAGACCAACACGUAGAGACCAACAGGUAGAGACCAACAGAUAGAGACCAACAGGUAGAGAGACCAACAGGUAGAGAGACCAACAGGUAGAGACCAACAGGUAGAGACCAACACGUAGAGACCAACACGUAGAGACCAACAGGUAGAGACCAACAUAUAGAGACCAACAUAUAGAGACCAACAGGUAGAGACCAACAGGUAGAGACCAACAGGUAGAGACCAACAGAUAGAGACCAACGGGUAGAGACCAACACGUAGAGACCAACAGGUAGAGACCAACAGGUAGAGACCAACAGAUAGAGACCAACAGGUAGAGACCAACAGGUAGAGACACCCCGGGGAGACCAACAGGUAGAGACCAACAGAUAGAGACCAACAGGUAGAGACACCCCGGGGAGACCAACAGGUAGAGACCAACAGGUAGAGACCAACACGUAGAGACCAACACGUAGAGACCAACAGGUAGAGACCAACAGGUAGAGACCAACAGAUAGAGACCAACAGGUAGAGACACCCCAGGGAGACAUACAGGUAGACACCAACCGGUAGAGACCAACAGGUAGAGACCAACAGAUAGAAACACCCUGGGGAAACCUACAGGUAGACACCAAUCGGUAGAGACCAACAGGUAGAGACACCCUGGGGAAACCUACAGGUAGACACCAACCGGUAGAGACCAACAGGUAGAGACACCCUGGGGAAACCUACAGGUAGACACCAACCGGUAGAGACCAACAGGUAGAGACCAACAGGUAGAGACCAACAGGUAGUGGUUGGGCGUGUCUGAAAUGGCACUCUAUUCUGUAUAUCAGGGCUAUUCAACUCUUACCCAACGAGGUCCGGAGCCUGCUGGUUUUCUGUUCUACCUGAUAAUGAAUUACACCCACCUGGUGUCCCAGGUCUAAAUCAGUCCCUGAUUAGAGGGGAACAAUGAAAAUGCAGUGGAACUGGCUUCGUGGUCCAGAGUUGAGUGUGAGGGCUCUAUACAGUGCACUGCUUUUGACCAAAUUCAGAUUCCGAUUUGUUCAUUGCCACACAAUCUAAGAUAAGUGUUAUUUUCAUUCCGUACAGCAUGGUAGGAUAACUCUGAUAAAGUGCCAUACUAUACAUCAAAUAUACAAACGUACACAUUCAAACAUUAAAUACAACCGACCAACAGCUCCUGGGUGAUGAAGGGCGUCCUGAACUUCCUGCUGGGAGACUCUCCGGACGCGGCGCUGCUCCGAGAUGCCUUCGUCUUCAAGCUGGUGCCCAUGCUGAACCCGGACGGGGUCAUAGUAGGUAACUACCGCUGCUCGCUGACCGGACGAGACCUCAACCGUAGCUACAAGUCCAUCCUCAGAGAAUCCUUCCCUACCGUGUGGGCCACGCACACCAUGGUCCAGAGGUAUCAAUCAUUCAACCAAUCUAUCCAUAAAUCAGUUAACCAAUCAAUCGAUCAGUUAGACCAAUCAGUCAGCCAAUAAUAUCACGUAUGUCCUCCAGACUGUGUGAGGAGCGUAAGGUGCUGCUGUACUGUGAUCUCCAUGGACACAGCCGUAAACACAACGUCUUCACCUACGGCUGUGAGAAACCCCGGUCCGCUGACAGACACCCUCACGAACGAGUCUUCUCUCUGAUGCUCAGCAAGAAUUGCCCUGACAUGGUUAAUGACUCUUCCUCACUCAUUGUUCUAUCCCCCAUUAGCCAAGGCCAGGGCCCGUAUCCACAAAGAGUAUCAGAGUAGGAGUACUGAUCUAGGAUCAGGUCUCCCCUGUCCAUAUAAUCUUAUUCAUUCUGAUCUAAAAGGCAAAACUGAUCCUAGAUUAGCACUCCUACUCUGAGACGCUUUAUGAAUACAGGCCCAGUUCAGAUGAAACGGCCGAGAUAAGAUCACACAAUUUAGCUUGAUCUGAACUGCCUAGUUCUUUCUCAUGUUGGCUGUUGGGUUUUCCAAGAUUAAGCUAAUCUUCACAAAAGACUGGCUGCUCAAACAUUGUAUCUUUGUGUGUCCUCAGUUCUCGUUCGGGAGCUGUAAAUUCAAGGUACAGCGCAGUAAGGAGGGAACAGGCAGAGUGUCUCUGUGGAGGCUGGGGGUCCUCAACUCCUUCACCCUGGAGACAUCCUUCUGUGGCUCCAACAUCGGUAAGGAUAUCCACCACAUCACUGCAUCUCUGCCAUGUCUCUCUAGCGGAAGAGAGAGAGAGACAGAGACACAGUGGAGCUAGAUUUUGUCUACCAAACUUUAGUUACAUGAAUGGAAAGGAAACAUUUGAUAGACUUGUUAUAACUAAAGUACUUUACUUGAUUCAGAGUAAACUCCACACGUCUCAGGGUUUACCAGUCAGAUUCAGUCAGACCAAAGAUGUUCACUUUUGGUUUGAUUCCAGGUAAGAGGAAGGGGACCCAUUUCAGCACUCAGGACCUGGAGAUGUUGGGGGCUCAGUUCUGUGACACACUACUGGACUACUGUGACCCGGACCGGACAAAGGUGGGACCAGAACCAGACACAACUGUCUGUAGUCCUGCCGAUAUCUGCUUGUUCACAGUGUAAGCACAGUAUCUAUAUUGAAGCAGAUCUCACCAGUCUCACUGGUCUGUUGUUUCUGCAGUACAGCACGUGUUUGAGAGAGCUACAGGAGAUUAUGAGACAGGAGGCAGGUCUGCCAAUAGACAAUGAGCCUACAGAUACCUCACUGACUGACCACGAGGCCAGCGCCAGUGGAUCCAACAGCUCCCAGACAGACAGACCUCCUGCUCACCUCCAGGCCUUCAACAAGGUAGUAACAGUGGUAGUAACUGGUAGCAGUAGUAUUACUGUCUCGCUAACAAAACGUUUCUGUCUGGGUUGGAGUUCCGAAGUGACUAAUAACUCACCGGUCUGUCUGUAUUCUCUCUAUAACAUAGAUGGUGUCCCGUAAGAAGCUGAAGUCCAAGAAGGAGAGGAACAGAUCUCACCUGGUCAGGGUCAGGGAGGAGAAGGGGGUGAGUAUAAUCAGUGGGAUGGUUGGGUCAUGCUCUCACUCUGAAUAUGGACCAGAUAUGUCCUUUAGAAGUACGGAUAGGUUUCCUUUGUUAGUUCGUCUUAAUUUUUGCUAUCCUUUUACAUUACAGGAUAAUGGUGUCAAAGGGACGUUGGAGAAAAGCAAAUAUGUAUUGAAGCCUGUAAGUCCCAAUGUUUUACACAUCAUAGGCAAUGAAAAGGAAGAGGAACUCCCAAGUUCAGUGCAUUGGGAAAGUAUUCAGACCUCUUCCCCUUUUCCACAUUUUGUUACGUUACAGCCUUAUUCUAAAAUGUCCUCAUCAAUCUACACACAAUACCCCAUAAUGACAAAGCGAAAACAAGUUUUUAUAAAUUUUUUGCAAAUGUAUUAAAAAUAAGUAUUCAGACCCUUUGCUAUGAUACUCAAAUUUGAGCUCAGGUGCAUCCUGUUUCCAUUGAUCAUCCUUGAGAUGUUUCUACAACUUGAUUGGAGUCCACCUGUGGUAAAUUCAAUUGAUUGGACAUGAUUUGGAAAGGCGCACACCUGUCUAUAUGAGGUCCCUCAGUUGACAGUGCAUGUCAGAGCAAAAACCAAGCCAUGAGGUCAAAGGAAUUGUCCGUAGAGCUCUGAGACAGGAUUGUGUCGAGGCACAGAUCUGGGGAAGGGUACCAAAACAUUUCUGCAGCAUUGAAGGUCCCCAAGAACACAGUGGCCUCCAUCAUUCUUAAAUGGGAAAAGUUUGGAACCACCAAGACUUCCUAGAGCUGGCCGCCCGGCCAAACUGAGCAAUCGGGGAGAAGGGCCUUGGUCAGGGAGGUGACCAAGAACCCAAUGGUCACUUUGACAGAGCUCUAGAGUUCCUCUGUGGAGACUGGAGAACCUUCCAGAAGGACAACCAUCUCUGCAGCACUCCACCAAUCAGACGGAAGCCACUCCUCAGUAAAAGGCACAUGACAGCCUGCUUGGAGUUUGCCAAAAGGCACCUAAAGGACUCUCAGACCAUGAGAAACAAGAUUCUCUGUUCUGAUGAAACCAAGAUUGAACUCUUUGGCCUGAAUGCCAAAUGUCACGUCUGGAGGAAACCUGGCACCAUCCCUACGGUGAAGCAUGGUGGUGGCAGCAUCAUGCUGUGGGGAUGUUUUUCAGCGGCAAGGACUGGGAGACUAGGAUAGAGGGAAAAAUGAACGGAGCAAAGUACAGAGAGAUCCUUGAUGAAAACCUGCUCCAGAGAGCUCAGGACCUCAGACUGGGGUGAAGGUUCACCUUCCAACAGGACAACGACCCUAAGCACACAGCCAAGACAACACAGGAGUGGCUUUGGGACAAGUCUCUGAAUGUCCUUGAGUGGCCCAGCCAGAGGCCGCACAUGAACCUGAUCGAACAUCUCUGGAGAGACCUGAAAAUAGCUGUGCAGCGACGCUCCCAAUCCAACCUGACAACCAGAGAGCUCAGGACCUCAGACUGGGGUGAAGGUUCACCUUCCAACAGGACAACGACCCUAAGCACACAGCCAAGACAACACAGGAGUGGCUUUGGGACAAGUCUCUGAAUGUCCUUGAGUGGCCCAGCCAGAGGCCGCACAUGAACCUGAUCGAACAUCUCUGGAGAGACCUGAAAAUAGCUGUGCAGCGACGCUCCCAAUCCAACCUGACAGAGAUUGAGAGGAUCUGCAGAGAAGAAUGGGAGAAACUCCCCAAAUACAGGUGUGCCAACCUUGUAGCGUCAUACCCAAGAAGACUUGAGGCUGUAAUCGCUGCCAAAGGUGCUUCAACAACGUACUGAGUAAAGGGUCUGAAUACUUAUGUAAAUGUAAUAUUAACUUUUUAUUUAUUUAUAUAAAUUUGCAAAAUAUUCUAAAAGGCUGUUUUUGCUUUGUCAUUAUGGGGUAUUGUGUGUAGAUUUAAUCAAUUUUUCAACAGGGCUGCAACGUAACAAAAUGUGGAAAAAGUAAAGGGGUCUGAAUUCUUCUGAAUGCGCUGUACAGUCGUGGUCAAAAGUUUUGUGAAUGACACAGGUAUUGGUCUUCACAAAGUUCACUGCUUCAGUGUUAUGAGAUAUUUUUGUCAGUUGUUACUAUGGUAUAGUGAAGUAUAAUUACAAGCAUUCCAUAAGUGUCAAAGGCUUUUAUUGACAAUUACAUUAAGUUUAUGCAAAGAGUCAAUAUUUGCAGUGUUGACCCUUCUUUUUCAAGACCUCUGCAAUCCGCCCUGGCAUGCUGUCAAUUAACUUCUGGGCCACAUCCUGACUGAUGGCAGCCUAUUCUUGCAUAAUCAAUGCUUGGAGUUUGUCAGAAUUUGUGGGUUUUUGUUUGUCCACCCGCCUUUUGAGGAUCGACCACAAGUUCUCAAUGGGAUUAAGGUCUGGGGAGUUUCCUGGCCAUGGACCCAAAAUGUUGAUGUUUUAUUCCCCGAGCCACUUAGUUAUCACUUUUGCCUUAUGGCAAGGUGCUCCAUCAUGCUGGAAAAGGCAUUGGUCGUCACCAAACUGUUCUUGGAUGGUUGGGAGAAGUUGCUCUCGGAGGAUGUGUUGGUACCAUUCUUUAUUCAUGGCUGUGUUCUUAGGCAAAAUUGUGAGUGAGCCCACUCCCUUGUCUGAGAAGCAACCCCACACAUGAAUGGUCUCAGGAUGCUUUACUGUUGGCAUGACACAGGACUGAUGGUAGUGCUCACCUUGUCUUCUCCGGACAAGGUGUUUUCCGGAUGCCCCAAACAAUCGGAAAGGGGAUUCAUCAGAGAAAAUUACUUUACCCCAGUCCUCAGCAGUCCAAUCCCUGUACCUUUUGCAGAAUAUCAGUCUGUCCCUGAUGUUUUUCCUGGAGAGAAGUGGCUUCUUUGCUGCCCUUCUUGACACCAGGCCAUCCUCCAAAAGUCUUCGCCUCACUGAGCGUGCAGAUGCACUCACAUCUGCCUGCUGCCAUUCCUGAGCAAGCUCUGCACUAGUGGUGCUCCGAUCCCACAGCUGAAUCAACUUUAGGAGACGGUCCUGGCGCUUGCUGGACUUUCUUGGGCGCCCUGACGCCUUCUUCACAACAAUUGAACCUCUCUCCUUGAAGUUCUUGAUGAUCCGAUAAAUGGUUGAUUUAGGUGUGUCACGAUCGUCGAACACAGAGGACCAAGGCGCAGCGUGGAAUGCGAACAUACUUUUAUUUUUAAUGAUCACACGAACAAAACAACAAAACGAUACGUGACGUCCUUGGCAAUAAUCACUAACCAAACACGGAACAAGAUCCCACAAACACUGUGGCAAAACAGGCUACCUAAGUAUGGUUCCCAGUCAGAGACAACAAGCAACAGCUGAUUCACGUUGCCUCUGAUUGAGAUCCACACCGGCCAACAUAGAAACAAAUGAACUAGAUAAACACCCUAGCACACAAAACACAUAGAAACCACACACCCUGGCUCAACAUAACAGAGUCCCAGAGCCAGGGCGUGACAGUACCCCCCCCCAAAGGCGCGGACUGCGACCGCGCCAAACAUAAACCGAACAGGGGAGGGCCGGGUGGGCAUUCCUCCUCGGAGGCGGUUCCGGCUCCGGGCUUGACCCCAACCCUCCAACAAACCCCCCAAAGCGCCCCUGGUCCGGUCUGGCCCUGCUGGCCGGAGCUGGACUGAACACUGGUGGAGCGGAUUGCUCUAGCUCCGGAGUGGAGCAGCUGACCGGUGCCGGACCAGGCACCGGUGGAACAGGCACGGGCUGUGCCGGACUGACGACGCGCACCACAGGCUUGGUGCGGGGAGCAGGGACGGGCCGGACCGGGCUGACGACGCGCACCAUAGGCUUGGUGCGGGGAGCAGGGACGGGCCGAACCGGGCUGACGAAGUGCACCACUGGCUUGGUGCGGGGAGCAGGAACAGGCCGGACCGGGCUGACGACGCGCACCAUUGGCUUGGUGCGGGGAGCAGGGACGGGCCGAACCGGGCUGACGAAGCGCACCACUGGCUUGGUGCGGGGAGCAGGAACAGGCCGGACCGGGCUGACGACGCGCACCACAGGCUUGGUGCGAGGGGCAGGAACAUGCCGGACCGGGCUGGCGACGCGCACCACAGGCUCGGUGCGAGGGACAGGAACAAGCCGGACCGUACUGGGGACACACACCACUGGCCCUACGCGGGGAUCAGGAACGGGCCGGACCGGACUGGCAACACACCCCAGUACCUCUCGCCGUGCCUCUACAUUCUCCUUCCCCCUGGUGACCAGUGACUCCCGUAACCUGGCGGCCUCCUUUGCCAACCCGCUGAACCACUCUAUCCCGGCCUCCUGCUGCCCCGUCGUCCACAGCGUGAGCCCCCCCCUAAAAAAAUUCUGGGCGUCUCUCCUCCCCGUGGGCCAGGCCUCCAUGGCUCUCGCCAGACUCUCGCUCCUCUGCUCCCAAGACCAGCCUCUCUCCUCCUCCCGCGGCUUGACCCAGUCGAGGUUGAUAUCCUUUAGAGCCCUCUCUGGCGUUGGCUCCUGGACACGCUGCUUGGUCCAGUUAUGGUGGGAUCUUGUUCCGUGUUUGGUUAGUGUCUAUUGCCAAGGACGUCACGUAUCGUUUUGUUGUUUUGUUCGUGUGAUCAUAAAAAAUAAAAGUAUGUUCGCAUUCCACGCUGCGCCUUGGUCCUCUGUGUUCGACGAUCGUGACAAGGUGCAAUCUUACUAGCAGCAAUAUCCUUGCCUGUGAAGCCCUUUUUGUGCAAAGCAAUGAUGACGGCACGUGUUUCCUUGCAGGUGAUCAUGGUUAACAGAGGAACAACAAUGAUUUCAAGCACCACCCUCAUUUUAAAGCUUCCAGUCUGUUAUUCUAACUCAAUCAGCAUGACAGAGUGAUCUCCAGCCUUGUCCUCGUCAACACUCUCACCUGUGUUAACGAGAGAAUCACUGACAUGAUGGCAGCUGGUCCUUUUGUGGCAGGGCUGAAAUGCAGUGGAAAUGUUCAUUUAGUUCCAGGUAGAACCGUUUUGGUUCCAUGUAGAACCCUUUCCACAGAGGAUUUUACAUGGAACUCAAAAGCGUUCUUUCUACCUGGGACCAAAAAGGGUUCUACCUGGAAUUAAAAAAAUAUCCUCCCACUGCCUUUUUUCUAAGAGUGUAGAGACAAGUGGUGUCACUUUCACUCCCUCUCUCUCUCUAGCCCCAUACACACUUUUCACAAAAAUGUUUACACCAACAUUGUGUGGUGUCACCGCUACGGUUCUGUUAACAUUUUUUGUGCAGUCAAGUUCAUCAGAAAAUAUCUGUUGAAUUAGCUACAACCAUUGUGUCGAAUGUGUUGUACAUCAGUUGUAGAACCUGAGUGUGUACGGGGCCUCUGUUUGUGUUCCAGUUAAAGGCUCCUCCAGUAGUGCCCAGGAGGGAGCCUCCAAAAUGGAGGGAGAGACAACUGGUCCCGCCUGAGCCCAGUCCUCCAGAUAAGAAGGUAGUCUAUCGUUCCUUCUGAACGGAGAGAAAUGCUGUUACCCUGGUUAUAUUUUUCAUCAUUCUCUUACCCCCCUCAAGUGGUGUAGGAGAAUACUGCGUUCCCACAUUCACACUCACAACAUGAUAUUCAUUUGAAUCACUGAAUGUCCUGAUGUACAUGUAACUAAGCAUACUUCUUAAGCAUGUGUUUAUUUCUGCAUCCGUCAGUUAUUCCUUUAUCAUGAUGAUCAUGUUCAGAGCAUGUAUCACCGUCCACCAUGCGUGUUUCCUCCAGGUGUCUGUCCUAUACUUUGUCUUUGACACCAAGAGGCCGGCCAUGACAUCGAAGGUAGAACUCUUAUUGACAAGUCAAAGCCGAAAACGCUUUGUUUUACACUACAGUACGUAAUGUGAAUGAUUGGCUUGUCUUGGUUUCGAUUUUACAGUCGGAGUACCUGCAGCACCUGAUGGCUGAUUAUGUGAGGAGCAGGAUGCAGUUUACCCUCAAUGGUAGAGUAGGUCUUCUCAAGGUCUUCUCUUCUCCUCCCUUCUCUUCUCCUCUCUUCUCUUCUCCUCUCUUCUCCUCUCCUCCCUUCUCCUCUCUUCUCCUCUCUUCCCUUCUCCUCUCUUCUCUUCUCCUCUCCUCUCUUGUUCUCUUCUCCUCCCUUCUCCUCUCUUCUCUUCUCCUCUCCUCUCUUCUCUUCUCUUGUUCUAUUCUCCUCUCUUCUCCUCUCUUCUCUUGUUCUCUUCUCCUCCCUUCUUUUCUCCUCUCCUCUCCUCUCCUCUCCUCUCCUCUCCUCUCCUCUCCUCUCCUCUCCUCUCCUCUCCUCUCCUCUCCUCUCCUCUCCUCUCCUCUCCUCUCCUCUCCUCUCCUCUCUUCUCUUCUCUUCUCUUCCACUUCUCUUCUCUUCUCUUCUCUUCUCUUCUCUUCUCUUCUCUUCUCUUCUCUUCUCUUCUCUUCUCUUCUCUUCUCUUCUCUUCUCUUCUCUUCUCUUCUCUUCUCUUCUCUUCUCUUCUCUUCUCCUCACUUCUCUACUCAUCUCUUUGUCUCUCUUCUCUGCCUUCAGUACAUUAGAUACAUAUUGUAUGAACUUCUCUGUAACACCACAUACCUGCCUCUCAUUACUAAUCUGUAUCCAUCCCAUCCUGUCCAUGUUGCACUGUAGGCUACGACUGGGGUCCUGGCCAGUGCCCCCAGGCCACCCGCCUGCCCCCCCACCAUGUGCCGUCCUUCCUGCGUCCCACCCUGCCCCCCUCACAGCUGCCCCGGGACAACAGAGACGGGGAGCGGCUGCCCGGCCUGGCUAACCUGCCUGCAGGAGACAAGUCCAUCAGAAGGCUCUCCCCAGUCCAGUGUAAGCAGAGAGAAUAG